AUGACGGAUAAAGCUCUUGACAUCACGUGCUCUUCCACGUCGUCUGCAUCUUUUGUGUCUCCCUCAAUGCGUGAAUCUCUUGUGCAAGUGUCUUCUGAACCUACUGACGAAAUUACAGCCUUAAAUGAUGCUUCCAUCCAACAGCAAUCACCUAAAACAUUACGCACUUCUGGCUCGCGGAAACGAAUCUUUACCUUUCAAAAGCGAUGGCUACACUCGUUGCCAAUCAUUGAGCGGUCGAUAUCAGAGACUGAGAUGGAGAAUCAUGCACUUAAAGCCAGUUGUUUAGCCAAUGAAGUCUCUAGGGAAGCUGCAGUCUCAUUGACAUCCGCUAAGAAGCAAAUGGACGUUAUUGUGUGCAUGUUGUGUGACGACCCAACGUCAAAACGUGAGAUGACAAAGGUCUGGAGCCGUUUAAAUUGUCGGCGUGGACGGAUUGAAAAUCAUUUGAUGAGUAAACAUCCAGAAUUCAUGCGGUUACUAAAACACAAGCGUGAAGCGGAAGGAGAUUUGCCAGUGCAGAUUUUUUUACAAAACUUACGUGAUGGACGGUGUAAUGCACGCACUGAAAUUAAUAAUGGAUUGUAUAGUCAAUUGACUGGUCUUGGUACCGUAGCUGCAGUAGAUUAUACUGAGCAUCCAAAACGUGUUCGUGGGGAUUAUGUUAAUAGUCGUGAAGACAUGGAGAACCAUCGAAAACGGGCAAAACUUAUGGGAGCUUGUGUCAAGGAGAAGGAUGUGUCGGUGUUAGCAGCGUCGGUGUAUUCUGCUGAGAAUUUAGCAAUAUUACGCGCAAAUGGAGCUGCGUGUGUAAAUGCUGCUAGUGGUGAUGGUAUGGGAUCUUUAACUUCUACUGUGCUAUAUCAAGAUGCAGUUUUAUCUGCACAGUGGCAGACGAUAUUUUAUAACAAAUUGGUGGUCGUUACCGGUGCAGACAACCCGUCAAUGUCGACUGUCGCGACACAACUCUGGCUGUCGGGGGCAAACGUACUGCUUACUUUCGCCAACAUGUCAGCCUUGGACGACUUUAAUACAAAACACAUUGGCCGCUUCCCAAAUCCGUCGGACAGCGAGGAUAGCCCGCGUGGUGUGAUGCUUCCCGUGCUGGGGUACUUUCGGACACAAACAGAUAUUAGCGAGUGGUGCAGCUCCAUUGCUUCGAAAUACCAGCGCGUGGAUUUUCUGAUCAAUUACGCUGGCUCCAAACUGGUCGAAUCGAUCUCGUCUGAAGACGCUAACGAAGAUCUGAUGAAAAGCGAGCCCAUUCUUUCCGGCGCGGCCCUCAUUGAAGCUUUAAGUGAGUCCAUGUCGUCAACCUGCUUUCCCGAUCGUGCCGCUGGAGAGAAGGACUGGUUAAUACCCAACAACGGUACUAUCGUGAACGUUGCGACUUUACCAGAUAGUACCGUCAUCGAGUCGCAAGUUAAAGAACUAGCGAUCAAGCUUCAACCGCGUAACGUCCAAGUGAAUUGCGUGUUGCUUCCGUCGCGACAAGUGGAUAAAGUUGUCGACGUUGAGACCUUUGAUGAGACGGCUACAUUGUCGCACUCGAUUCUGUUUCUCCUUUCGCCUUCCAGUCGGCUCUUAUCAGGUAGUGUGCUGCGUCUCCAGCAGGACAAGACAUUCUCGGCAGCACAAGACCAAAGAACCAAUGUACCAUUAUCCGUGACCGAAGCAGCAGAUACGGCCACUGAGAUUCAUUCAAUCUAA
This is a messenger RNA of Peronospora farinosa, 1710 nucleotides long. Lineage: Eukaryota; Oomycota; Peronosporomycetes; Peronosporales; Peronosporaceae. The record is from the annotation of a GenBank genome assembly.